This is a messenger RNA of Aspergillus candidus, 1272 nucleotides long. Its product is annotated as DUF2461 domain-containing protein. Bases 1 to 1272 code for a protein of 423 amino acids. The transcript is spliced from 8 exons. The record is from RefSeq and is a predicted model, not a curated record. NCBI's taxonomy places the organism in Eukaryota, Fungi, Ascomycota, Eurotiomycetes, Eurotiales, Aspergillaceae.
AUGCCUCGUCGAUCGUCUCGGCCCGUUCCCGCGUCGGCGGCACCACUGCCGACCCCAAAAAGGCGCGCGUCUGGCAGACUCGCCGCUGCUUCUCAGUCCAGGCCCAAGGCGCAGGCUGACCCCGACUCCCCGGAUGACGAGCCUGUCCGGUCCACCACCAAGAAAAGCAGGUAUUUCCAGAGCAAGACGGACAUCUCGUCCAAAUCAUCAGACUCGGAUGGUUCGCUUUCUGCCACUGAGGAACCCGAGUUCUCCACACCUUCCGACGAGGCGUCAGAACAGGAGUCGACAGAUGACGAGGCAGCCACAAGGCCGGCAUCCAAAAGAGUCAAGCGGGGAUCGCAAGGGGGAUCGCAGAGAAAAUCGCAAGGAAGAGGUAGAGUCGCUGAUAGAAAAGAUACUGUCAGCGACAAGGAGUUGUGGAGAGAGGGCGUCACCACAGGCCUAGGACCUGGGAACGAGGUCUUCAUCCAGAAACCACGAGCGCGAUCUCCAGGGUCUAUCCCCUACCAGGAGACGACCUUGCACCCCAACACGUUUCGGUUUCUGCAGGACCUAGCCAAAAACAACGAAAGGGCCUGGCUCAAGGCACACGACCCGGAUUUCCGAACCGCCAAGAAAGAUUGGGAGGACUUUGUUUUAAGUUUCACUGACAAGAUCGAGGAAGUGGACGGCACAAUCCCGCCGCUCCCUGCCAAAGAUCUCGUGUUUCGCAUACACCGCGACAUAAGAUUCAGCAAAAAUCCCACCCCGUACAAGACACACUUUUCAGCAGCCUGGUCGCGUACAGGGAAAAAGGGCCCUUAUGCUGCUUAUUACGUCCACUGCCAGCCUGGGUCCUGUUUUGUCGGAUCUGGACUCUGGCAUCCCGAAGCUGAUAAGCUUGCACUCCUGCGAGAUGAUGUCAACGCAAAUUCGCACCGCCUAAAGUCUAUCCUCAGGCAGGAAGGUCUUCGACGGGAAUUCUUCAAGGGGGUCCCUGAUAAUGAGGACCAAGUGGUGGACGCUUUUUGUGACCAGAACAAGGAAGGCGCGCUCAAGACCAAACCCAAGGGUUAUGAUUUGGAUAAUGAGAACAUCCAACUGCUCCGUCUGCGCGGUUUCACCAUCGGGAAGCCCCUAUCCGAUGAAGAUUUACAGAGUACCGGAGCACAGGAUAGGAUUGCAGCGCUCAUUGGUAUAAUGGAGCCCUUUGUCACGUAUCUCAACAGCGUCGUCAUGCCUGACACAGUGGGCCCAGAUAUCAGCUCGGAGUCGGAGUCUGACGGUUAG